Ustilaginoidea virens is the source of this 324-nucleotide messenger RNA. RefSeq lists its product as uncharacterized. The record is from RefSeq and is a predicted model, not a curated record. NCBI's taxonomy places the organism in Eukaryota, Fungi, Ascomycota, Sordariomycetes, Hypocreales, Clavicipitaceae. Bases 1 to 324 code for a protein of 107 amino acids. The transcript has a single exon.
AUGUCGGCGCGGGUGGGCUCCGUCGCGGACAACAGGGCCGGCGGGUGGUACUCGUACCGGGCGAGCAAGGCCGCGGUGAACAGCAUCGCCGGCAGCCUGGACAUCAUGCUGGCGGCGAGGAGCGGCGACAAGGCGGUGGCGCUGGCCUACCACCCGGGCACGGUGCGCACGGACUUUAGCCGGCCGUUCUGGGGGCGCGUCCCGGAGAAGCAGCUGUUCAGUCCCGAGUACGCGGUGGAGAGGAUGGUGGCGGUGGUGCGGGGGCUGGACCUGCGCGACCGGGGGAAGUGUCUGGACUGGAAGGGGGAGGUCAUCCCGCCGUAG